CUUCGGAAUGGAGGGGUGGUCCUAGAGAUGGCCUCCCCGGAGCCGGUCAGAUGGCUAGUAGCCCAUGCUCAGCAAUUUGAGGCAGUACUGAGUGAGCAAGCGAAGAUCCGCCCACGGCAGUACAAGUUAGUGGCGGAGUUUAUGCCAGUCGGAUUUGACCCCUCCCAGGAAAGGGUGUGGCGACGGACAGAGGCAGACUUGGGCCUAGAUGAGGGCGCAAUACUGGAAGCGCGCUGGAUCAAGCCAGUUCACAGGAGGUACCGCGAGCAGCGGUUUGCCCACCUAUUGGUCACGGUCUCCUCUCCAGAGGCCGCCAAUAGGAUUAUAAGGGCUGGACUGAUCCUAGCUGGCCGCCAUGUCAGUGUACGAAAAAAUCUUGCAGAACCGAUGCGGUGUGCGAAAUGCCACCGCUACGACGCAGGACAUCUGGCAAGGGACUGCCCUCAGGACCAUGAUACUUGCGGCACAUGUGGACGAGCUCACAGAACGGCAGACUGCGCAGUACAGGAUCUGCAACAACACCACUGUGUUAACUGCAACGUGAGGGGGCACGCUGUUUGGGACCGUGACUGUCCGGUCUUCCUAGACCUCCUGAGCAAGGCAGACGCUCGCCACCCUGAGAACAGCCUACAAUUCUUCCCAACAGCAGACCCCAAUUCAUGG
Messenger RNA from Dichomitus squalens LYAD-421 SS1, 663 nucleotides. RefSeq lists its product as uncharacterized. The record is from RefSeq and is a predicted model, not a curated record. The transcript has a single exon. The annotation marks the transcript as partial. Gene Ontology annotation, molecular function: nucleic acid binding; zinc ion binding. NCBI's taxonomy places the organism in Eukaryota, Fungi, Basidiomycota, Agaricomycetes, Polyporales, Polyporaceae.